AUGGAAUCUAUCGUGAACCGGGCCCGGGGUGUCUUCCACAGGCUUCCCAAACGGCUUCAAGUGUGGGCCUUCUUCGCCCUCGCGGUCGCCAAAUCGCCGCAACUCUACGUUGAUCGCGCUUGGGGGGCCUCUCGAAAAUAUUUUUUCUCAGUCAUUUGCAUCUCACUGCUGUUGUCAAAAUGCUUCCAUAUCUAUGUCAACCCCAGGACGGUGGGUGUAUUUUCCCUCCUCUUCUGGGGGCCCACCUUCUUUGUGGUGGAUAUUCUGCUUAUCCUGGUCGCGUGCCGACUUGCCCGAUCCUUUGAGUCGCGGAUAUGUCGCGACUUAGCCGCAUUAAUUGUCAUUCUAUUCAGCUUACAAGCUUCGGGGUUCACCUCUGCAAACAUCGCGUUUUACGCCGUCAGGGGCACAGAGGUCCCUUGGCGCAAAACGAGCAAAUUUCAUAGAGAUAUUCCAUCCGCCAAGUUGGUUCUAUCCGCGCUGGGUAUUUCAUUCCUCAUUGAGGGGUUGAUUUUUGCCGGUGCAUAUUUUGCUACGCCGUAUUUGUUCAAGGCCACUGGGGCAGUCUUGGAUAUCUGGGCUUCAUUCUUACCCGCCAGGUUUCGCAGUUACUUUGGGGAUAAACCCCCGACAAGUGCUGAGAACUACGAGCAAAUUGCGAUCGAUGAUUUUGACAAUGACACCGAUUCUGUAUCUCUACUGGAUGUAUCUCAAGAGCCAUCGAGGGGGCAAAGUUGGUCGCUCCUGAGCCGCGUGGUUGUCGUAUCUUGCAGUGCUAUCAUAGCUUUCCUUACCAUCGUUCGUCCCCACAAUUUGGUGUAUAACUUUCUCACCCAGUCCCUUCCUUUUGCGCCUUUUGGUGGUCCUAAUUACAGUCCUGGCGAGGAAAGUGUCGCAUCAGUCCCCGGCGAUUUCAGCUGGUUGGAAGGACACACUGCCUUGGACAAAUUCCCAACUUUUGAAUGGCUGCGCGGAUACAAUUCUUCCGAUGGCUUUCCGGACUGGUCCCCAUUUCCCAUCAAUGAGACUUACAAGGCUACACAUCAGGGCCAGGAGUAUGAGCACUACAACCCGCUGAACGACCCCCUGCAUAUACCUAACCUACAGAACGAUAUUCUGGAAACCAUGCGUGAGGCACUUCACAAUGGAAGCGUGAAGAUCAAGCAUAUCGUUCUCGUGAAGUUAGAAAGCACCCGGCAAGAUGUGUGGCCCUUCCGCUCCAGUUCAUACAUAAUGAAUCACAUCAAAGACUCCUAUGGUGGCGAAGUCCCGGAGGAGAUUGAGCAAAGACUAUCCAAGCUUACUCCCACUGCCCAACGAUUGACCGGACUUGAGACCGGCUUUGAGAAUAUCACUGAUUAUCCAAAGCCUUAUGGUGGUAUUAGUGCAACCAACGCUUUCACAUCGGGCACGUAUACCAUGAAGAGUAUCACUGGAACGGUGUGUGGUGUGAGUGCUAUGGCCGUCGAGGGCAAUCUCGAAUACUAUCACGAUUUUUACCAGCCCUGUUUGCCCCACAUCUUCAAUGCUUUAAGUCAUCAACCAAAUAUCAGCAGUGAAUCUGAUGACUGGACUUUGUUGCCAUGGCACACUCAGUGGAUGCAGUCCCACUAUGGUACCUGGGACAAGCAGGAGCUUCUUACCCCGGCUUUGGGGUACCAGGCUGUCAUGGAUAAGGAAUCCAUCAAUGAUGCUGGUGGCAAAUACAUACCCGAGGAGGAUGAGAAGGAGACCCAUUAUGGUCAUGAGGACAAGGUUCUGAAGAAUUAUAUGCGGGAUCUAAUUUCCGAUGUCAAAAAGAACAACACUCGUCUGUUCCUCACGCAUUUAACCCACGAGACACAUACUCCCUGGUUUAAACCUGGUGAAUAUGAAGAAAUCCUCGGAGGGUCAUGGAUUGGACGGAAAAAGCAGAUAAAUAACUACCUCAACACGGUAAUUUACCAGGAUGAGUGGAUCGCCGAUAUCCUUGAGAUCCUUGAGGAGGCCGGAAUCGCUGACGAAACUCUUCUUGUCAUGGCUGGUGACCACGGAAUCUCACUUCCAAAUGAUGGCGGUGUAACAGCCAACCAUGACGCCCACGUUGGAAACUUCCACGUACCCCUCUUUUUCUCUCACCCCAAACUUCCUCAGGUAGAGGUCAACAAUCCCGUCGUCUCUACCCAAAUCUUACCCACUAUUCUCGAUCUUCUGAUUGAAUCCUCCUCUCUCACUGGCGACUCCCUGCAGGUCGUGAAAGACCUUCUCCCCCUAUACGAAGGCCAGUCCAUGCUCCGCCCACUCAUCCCAGAACAAGACGGCAAGAGAGAGUGGCAUUUCUCCACCAUGAACCCGGGCGGUACAUGGUUCUCCAUGCGAGAUGCCGUGAACCCCUACCGAUUGGUCGUUCCUCUCAUCCCUGAUGCGCCGUGGCGCUUCACGGACAUCAUCGCUGACCCCUUUGAGCUCUAUCCUGAUGAAGACCUUGACUUCUUGACCUUGCUGCGUGAUGUGGAGGCCCGGCAUGGGGUCAAUGCCUCGGCUUGGCUGAAUGAGGCGGCUCAUGUGGCCUAUUGGUGGAUUCCUGAGAAUCAUCGCCGAUGGAAAUAUGAGGCCGAAGAGUCGGAUUAA
Messenger RNA from Penicillium pulvis, 2610 nucleotides. RefSeq lists its product as uncharacterized. The coding region runs from base 1 to 2610 and encodes 869 amino acids. The transcript is spliced from 3 exons. NCBI's taxonomy places the organism in Eukaryota, Fungi, Ascomycota, Eurotiomycetes, Eurotiales, Aspergillaceae. The record is from RefSeq and is a predicted model, not a curated record.